AAGGAAAUGAGUAUAGAAAAUAACUCUUCAGUGAUGGAAUUUAUUCUCAUGGGAUUGACAGACCAGCCUGAGCUACAGCUUCCCCUCUUUUUCUUAUUCUUGGUGAAUAAUAUGGUCGCUGUUGUGGGAAAUUUGAGCUUAAUUAACCUAAUUUUCCUGAACUCGCACCUGCACAUACCCAUGUACUUUUUUCUCUUCAAUUUGUCCUUCAUUGAUUUAUGUUACUCAUUUGUCUGUACCCCCAAAAUGCUGAUGGGCUUCGUUUCAGAGAGAAACAUCAUCUCAUUUUCAGGGUGUAUGACUCAGCUGUUCUUCUUCUGCUUUUUUGUCAACUUUGAGUGCUACGUGCUGACAGCUAUGGCCUAUGAUCGCUAUGUGGCCAUCUGUCAGCCCCUGAAGUACACGGCCAUCAUGUCCCCUAGAACCUGUUCUCUGCUGAUGUUUGGCUCAUACUCGAUGGGGUUUGCUGGUGCCAUGCUCCACACAGGAUGUAUGAUCAGGCUUAUCUUUUGUGAUUCCAACAUCAUCAACCACUACAUGUGCGACAUCCUCCCCCUGCUCCAGCUCUCCUGCAGCAGCACCUAUGUCAAUGAGCUUCUGAGUUCUGUUGUUGUGGGCACAAUAAUCAUUGUGUCUAGCCUCAUUAUCUUCAUCUCGUAUGCUUUGAUUCUCUUUAAUAUCAUUCAUUUAUCAUCCACUAGGGCUUCAUCCAAAGCCAUCAGUACCUGUGGUUCUCACAUAAUAACUGUUGGCCUGUUCUAUGGAUCUGGGAUACUUACUUAUAUCAAGCCAUCAUCUGCUAGCUCAGUGGGCCAGGGAAAGUUUUUCUCAGUGUUUUAUACACUUGUGGUGCCCAUGCUGAACCCUCUCAUUUAUAGCCUCAGGAAUAAAGAUGUCAAACUUGCUCUGAAGAGAAUUCUAAAGAGAAACACAAACUGA
Messenger RNA from Chinchilla lanigera (long-tailed chinchilla), 939 nucleotides. RefSeq names its product olfactory receptor 143-like. Bases 7 to 939 code for a protein of 310 amino acids. Gene Ontology annotation, cellular component: membrane. NCBI's taxonomy places the organism in Eukaryota, Metazoa, Chordata, Mammalia, Rodentia, Chinchillidae. Gene Ontology annotation, biological process: G protein-coupled receptor signaling pathway; sensory perception of smell. Gene Ontology annotation, molecular function: olfactory receptor activity; G protein-coupled receptor activity; odorant binding. The record is from RefSeq and is a predicted model, not a curated record. The transcript has a single exon.